Rattus rattus (black rat) is the source of this 1426-nucleotide messenger RNA. RefSeq names its product IGF like family receptor 1 (gene Igflr1). Lineage: Eukaryota; Metazoa; Chordata; Mammalia; Rodentia; Muridae. The transcript is spliced from 4 exons. The record is from RefSeq and is a predicted model, not a curated record. Bases 277 to 1374 code for a protein of 365 amino acids.
ACACCUGACUAUUGUGAUUUUUUUAUCUCCACCCCCCGCCAACACACACACUGCCUUCGCCCAGUGAGAUUAAGUUCUGUCACCCCUUCUUAGAGAUGAAAAUGAGAAGGCAGGCAGGUAUGUAAGAUCACAGAUAAGCUGGUGACCCUCAUCAAGUUCUUUAUACACCUUGUGUGUGGGCUUGGAGUUGGGUGUGAGGUACGCCAGCUCCCAGAGCGGUUCUGGAAGCCUGUGCCCCCCACACCCACCACUUUCUUCUGCCUUGGACUUCCUGGAAUGUGCUGCAGAAACCGUGUGGGUGGAAGUGGUCACAGCCCUCAAGUCACAGGCCCUGCUGAGAUGGGGCCCAGCUGGCUUCUCUGGACAGUGGUGGGAACAGUGCUGCUUCUGACUCGGGCUGCUCCACUGGAAGCCUCCCGCUUCUGUGGUCACCUUGAGUUCUGGAACUCUAACAAGAGGUGCUGCAGCAGCUGCCUGCAACGCUUUGGGCCUCCUGCAUGUCCUGCAGAUUACGAGUUUGUGGAGAACUGCGGGCUCAAUGACUUCGGCGAUACUGUAGCACAUCCUUUCAAAGAGUGUUCCCCUGGGUAUUGCAACCCCAAUGGCACAGAGCUGUGUAGCCAGUGUAACAGCGGAGCCACAGCACCCACUCACAUGGAGAGCCCCAGAAGAACCCACAAGCAUUGUAGAAAGAAGCCCAUCCCUCCCAAGGAGGUCUGUCCUCUUAAACCUGAAGAAGCAGGCGUCUCUAGCUCACCGGGGAGGUGGAGCCUCAGGCAGACAACCCAGAAUGAGGUCUCCAGCAGACGGGCUUUUGUCCCACCGUCAGUGCUGCCCCUGGCAGUGCUGCCAUUGUUCCUGGUGCUGCUUCUGAUACUGGCAGUGGUCUUGCUCUCUUUGUUCAAGAGGAAAGUCCAUUCCCAUCCUUGUUCCAGUUUGGCUUUUGGAGACCCCAGUACCUCUGUACACUGGCCCUGCCCAGGUUCUCUGGAGGGAUUGGGAAGUGGAAACAGAGGGAAGACAUCUCUGCUGCAGCUCUCAAGCUGGGAGUUUCAGAGUCUGGCCUCUCAGCCCCUCUCUCGCCUGCUGGAUGAGUUGGAAGUUCUGGAGGAGCUGAUUAUGCUACUGGACCCUGAGCCUGGGCCUAGCGGGAGCAUGGCUUAUGGUACCACACGACACUUAGCUGCAAGAUAUGGGCUGCCUGCCACCUGGUCUACCUUCGUCUACUCACUGCGGCCCAACCGUUCACCCCUCAGGGCGCUGAUUGAGAUGGUGGUGGCAAGGGAGCCAUCUGCUACUCUGGGCCAACUUGGCAUGUACCUGGCCCAGCUCGGUCGCACAGAUGCACUGCAGGUGCUGUCCAAACUUGGCUGAGUCAGUAUGCUGGAGCUUACUACACUAUCAAUAAAGUUUCUCUCAAAGCGAA